This is a messenger RNA of Carica papaya (papaya), 1259 nucleotides long. RefSeq names its product alpha carbonic anhydrase 1. The record is from RefSeq and is a predicted model, not a curated record. Lineage: Eukaryota; Viridiplantae; Streptophyta; Magnoliopsida; Brassicales; Caricaceae. Gene Ontology annotation, molecular function: carbonate dehydratase activity; zinc ion binding. Gene Ontology annotation, biological process: one-carbon metabolic process.
UUAGCAAGUGUAGCCACAUAUAUCCUCAAGUUCCAAAAUACUUCAUUCCACCCUGCACCUGAGAUUUAUUUAGACGCAUAUACGUACACCCAAACACCAUAUAUAUAUAUAUAUAUAUAUAUAUGUAUGAAUCAGCAUAAUUGCCUUGCUCGUUAUUGGUAGUCUACAAAGAUGAAAUUUAGAAGCAGGUAGUAGGAAGAUAGGUUAGGAUUUGAACUAUACAUACAGUAGUGUUACAUAUACAUCAUCUACGUCGCCAUGGAUGGCUGUAGAUUCUCCUUGUUGGUUCUCCUUAUCGUUCUUGCUGCAGUUUUGAUUGGUCUUGCUUCUGCUCAUCCUGGUCCUGAGGAGGAGAUGGAAAUUGAGUACAAUUAUGGAAGCAAUCUGGGUUCUAAUAAAUGGGGAAAUCUACACCAACACUACGAAACGUGCUUAUCUGGGAAAAUGCAGUCUCCCAUCGAUAUUGACAAAAACGAUGCCGUUUUGAACGAGACAUUAGGCUCUCUGAUCAGAAAAUACACCUCCGCAAACGCCACUCUCGUUAACCAUAUUUACAGUGUUGGGGUGUUAUUUGAAGAGGACUUUGGGGAACUUGUGAUAGACGGCAGAAUCUACACCUUGAAGCAAAUGCACUGGCACACUCCUUCAGAACACCAAAUCAAUGGAGUCCGAUACGAUGCCGAGCUCCACUUAGUCCACCAGGCAUACGACGAUGGCAUAGCGGUCGUGGCAAUUCUUUAUCAGUUGGGCAGAGACGACCCACUCGUUUCUGCGCUGAAAAACAAGUUGGAAGAACUCGCAGAUGACGACAAGUGCAAGAAAGAGGAAAGAGCCGAAAUUCCACUUGGGAAAUUCGACAGCAAAUUGAUUAAAAUUAAACCACGAAAAUAUUAUAGAUAUCUUGGCUCCCUCACAACUCCUCCGUGCACCGAGUACGUCGUCUGGACCGUCCUUGCCAGGGUGAGAACCAUAUCGAAUUCACAGGUAGAGAUGUUGAGAGCUCCUCUGGAUAAACCGUAUAAGAAGAAUGCGAGGCCGGUGCAGGUGCUGAAUGGCAGAAAAAUUCAAGCGUAUUAUGAUCAAAUUACUAAUCCACUCGGCAACGAGUAGAUGUGUCUUUUAUACAAGUUAUUUUUAUUAAGGGCAUGUUUGGAUGUUGAGAAAUGGGUAAGAGGGAGUAGAAGAUUACUUUGUUUUUUUUUUUUUUUUUUUUCUUUUCUUUUCUUUAGUGUAAUUAGGUUUUGGAGAGGAUAGAAAAU